AUGACGCCAACAUUCCCUUUAUUUCCUCUACUCCCACCCGAGAUCAGACUCGAAAUCUGGAAAGCUGCUUCCCGCGACCUGCGGCCAGGCGUUCACUUCUUUUCCGUUUGCCCGGGCAGUACGGACACACCCAUAAUCAUGCCUCCGGUCUUCGACGACGGCUUGCAGCGCCCGUGGACGCACGGCAACCCAUCGACCAUCGGCUUCGGAAACUGGACGGCCUGCAGCGAGUCGAGAGCUGCUGUGAGAGAGAAGAUGCAACCAGCUGUGGGGAACCGUUGCUUGGGCGCCCAGAGCAUGGUGGUCAAUGACAAGGACAUUUCCUUCGAUAUCAUCUUGGACGAAGACCUGAGGGUUUUCCAAACCCCACCAAACCACUGGGUGUAUCUCAAACUUGCUGACAGCCGCUUUCGCUGCGCGCCCUACCACUCAGCAGUAUUCCGGGAGAGAGUCGGGUUCGAGUACCACAGUUCAUGGGCCUUUAACCCGGCGGAGGAAAACAUCGAUGAAAUGGUGGACGAACCAGGCCCGCGCGGCUUCUUUCUUGGUCUCCUGAGGGAGAGUAUGAGUUAG
This is a messenger RNA of Colletotrichum karsti, 573 nucleotides long. RefSeq lists its product as uncharacterized. The record is from RefSeq and is a predicted model, not a curated record. Lineage: Eukaryota; Fungi; Ascomycota; Sordariomycetes; Glomerellales; Glomerellaceae. Bases 1 to 573 code for a protein of 190 amino acids. The transcript has a single exon.